This is a messenger RNA of Vigna angularis (adzuki bean), 2094 nucleotides long. Its product is annotated as anthocyanidin 3-O-glucosyltransferase 5. Lineage: Eukaryota; Viridiplantae; Streptophyta; Magnoliopsida; Fabales; Fabaceae. Gene Ontology annotation, molecular function: UDP-glycosyltransferase activity. The coding region runs from base 234 to 1676 and encodes 480 amino acids. The transcript has a single exon. The record is from RefSeq and is a predicted model, not a curated record.
CUAAAGUCGAAAAGACGAAAAAACAAGAUAUAUUGAAUCAGCCCACCAAUAAUAGUUCACUGAGCUCUCGACCACGUCUCAUACCAAGUUUUCUAAUGCAUUUUCUAAAUGAUAUCACCAAAUUCACAUAACUUUAACCCAGCAAAUAACUUCUACUUCGCUUGCUUCAUCAUCUUCAUAUUGUAGUUUUUCGAAUCAGUACACCUUAAACAGUUUCUUGUCGUAGCAGCUUCAUGGAGACCCCAAAACUCACCCACGUGGUUCUCGUUUCAAGUCCAGGUCUGGGCCAUCUCAUCCCUGUCAUUGAGCUGGCCAAGCGCUUUGUCCUUCUCCACAACUUCAAAGUGACAGUUAUCGCCGUCACUUCCCAAACUUCACCAGCCGAAGCGCAGAUCCUCAACUCACUCCUCACACCAUCUCUCUGCCACCUCAUUGAUAUUCCUUCACCAGACAUCAGUGCCCUCAUUUCCCAAAACGAUGCCGUGUUCACUCGCCUCUGCGUCGUGAUGAGCGAAGCCAAACUCGCCAUCCGGUCAAUUCUUUCCGAAAUUACCCCUCGCCCUUCCGCAGUCAUCGUUGAUGCUUUCAGCACCGAGACCAUACCCAUAACAAGAGAACUCGAUAUUCUUGGCUACGUCUACUGUGCUUCACACGCUUGGAUGCUCGCGUUGGUUCUCUAUUCGCCGGUUCUGGAUGAACUGGUAGAGGGACAAUACGUGGACCAAACGGAACCGAUCAAAAUUCCGGGCUGCAAACCGGUUCGACCGGAGAACUUGGUCGACCCCAUGCUGGACCGGAACGACAGACAGUAUACAGAGUAUCUGAAAAUAGGAAAAGGGAUCGUACAAAGCGACGGCGUUUUGGUGAACACGUGGGAGGAGCUUCAACGUGAAGAGCUUGAAGCGCUGAGGGAGGGAGGUUCGUUAAGUGAAGCGCUAAAUAUGAAGAUUCCUGUGUACGCUGUGGGACCUCUCGUGAGGGAGCCCGAGUUAGAAACCAAUUCUUCAAUUGAGUCGCUGGUGACGUGGCUCGACCAACAACCGACACAGUCGGUGGUUUACGUGUCAUUUGGCAGCGGAGGAACGGUGUCUUCUGAGCAAAUGAAGGAACUGGCAUGGGGAUUGGAACUGAGUGAACAGAGAUUUGUUUGGGUGGUGCGCUCGCCCAUUGAAGGAGUUGCUGAUGCGGCGUAUUUCACCACUGGGAGUAGCGGGAUUGAUGAGGUGGCGAAGCAUUUGCCGGAAGGGUUUGUUUCGAGGACUCGAGAAGUGGGCCUGCUGGUUCCCGAUUGGGCCCAACAAGUGACUAUACUAAGUCAUCGUUCUAUUGGAGGUUUUCUUUCACACUGUGGGUGGGGCUCCACCCUGGAAAGUAUAACAAACGGUGUUCCGUUGAUCGCAUGGCCGUUGUACGCCGAGCAAAAGAUUAAUGCGGCGCUGUUGGCGGAGGAGCUGGGCGUGGCGGUUGGGCCCAGGGUGUUGCCGACGAAGAAGGUGGUGCGUAGGGAGGAGAUAGCAGAAAUGGUGAGGGAGGUUAUUGAGGGAGUGGAAAGUGUGAAGGGCAAUCACGUGAGAGAGAGAGUGAAAGAGGUGCAGCAAAGUGCAAUGAAGGCUUUGUCGAAGGGUGGGUCGUCCCUCGUUGCGCUGUCUCAUCUCGUGAAUAUAAUUUCAGGUUGAAGAGAUGUUUAUGGGGCCAUUCUCUUAAUGAAAGUAGUUGAAAAUAUGAUAAUUAAUGGCUUCUGUUGACGAAGUCCUUUUUACUCCUUGUCUUGCUUAAAUGUCUCGAUUGGAAUCUCGUGCAAAGAACGUCAGAGAUUGUUAUAGUUGAAAGAAGUCGAAGUAUGAUCCAAGGUUCCUGCAGCUUAUGGGUUAUGGUUUAUAGCCAAUCUCAGUAUAUAUUCUCUUCUUCUUUUUAACCUCAUAUUACUAUUAUAAAAAUAAUUUUACUAGAGUGUGUUUAUCAUCAAUUGAAAUUUGCUAUUUUUUUUAUUAUUUAAUUAAAUUUGAAAAAUAAACUAGCUCACUUUCUAGUUUUUGUUGUUGUUUUCCUUUUCCAUAAUUAUGGGGAAUAAUAUAUUGCACUUUUUGUUAUUUA